AUGGAGCUUUCGAGGCCAGAUCCUGUCGGAGGACUUCCCUCACAGCCACCAGAAAUUCUACCGCCCUUCAUCUUUGGUCUUCCUCCGGAGCUACUUGCGGAAAUAGUAGCCGCCGUCGCAGCAAUCGAGGUGCCGCGAGCACCAAUAACGGACUAUGAGAGAUUUCAUCUCGAGUCAAGUCAGCUACAAUCCCGCGCCACGUUCAAGUCCAUCUUUGGAGAAGGCACACUGGGCUGGGUUAGGUUGACGCAUGUCUGCCGUGGUUGGAGGAGUUUAAUCUGUGAAGGGAUGCCUUUACUUUGGGCGCAGCAUAUCGGUUGUUUCGGGCGUGCCGAUGCAGUAGAAACGAUGCUGAGGCGAGCAGGGAAUGAAGUGUCGUUGUCAGUUCGAUCCGGUCAUUGUGGAGCUGCCAUUUCCGAUUUUCCCUGGGAGACCGUAGAGAUGCCCGUGCCGUCAUGGUCAGCACUCGAAUGCACGAUCUUCCGAUCCCGUAUCCGGUCCCUCGUAGUGGUCGACACACGGAAUGGCCUUGGCAACGGAACCGAGUUCGAAAGCUUGGCCUCGAUACUUCACGAGCUUACCUGUCUGCAGGAGCUCGGAGUCCACUGCAUUACUGUAGAUGAUGAAAGACUUCGAGAUGAUCUACCGCCGUGUCCCAAUACUUGCAUCAUCUUCGCUCCUACAUUGCGCUCCUUGCGAUUUACCAAUCACUUCAUUUCAUGGAACGCUAGUGGAGUCACUCGUCUUUCCAUCGUCCUCGACGCUAUCGGCCUUCCCUGGGACGUAUUCCACGACGCCUUGACAUCACUCUCAUCUAUCGAGGAGCUGGAACUCGACUAUGCGCUUCCUGCGAACUUUUCACUAUCCAGAUCUGUUCAAGAAUAUACCACAUAUCCCCUUCCAAAGUUGGGUUACCUCUCCGUCCGCGAUCUUGACGACUACGCCCUCGGUUUCCUGCAGCAAUUACAACUCCCGGAUAGUGCCAGACUUGACCUACGUCUUCUGUGCACCGACUCGUGGUAUAGCGCUCGUUUUGAGCUGGCAGUGCAGAAAGUCCUAGCCAGGGCCCGAUCGUUACCGAGCCGAACAAUUGUCGUCGCGGCGACUUUCGGCGAGGACGAAAAGUCCGCGGUUAUCUACAACUUCGCUCAGCUUCGGUUCUAUGAGGGCGCCUCUCUCAUUGCUGGCGGUACGGCGGAUCUCCCGCAUCUUGCCGUCGCCGUCGAAGACUUGGCCGAGUCCGAGAAGAACUCCUGGGAAGGACUGGCGGAAGUGCGCGUUACCCUCAAUCGUCAUUUUCCAGACGUGUGGCAUAACGUGCAGUCUCUGGACUUCAGCGUGCCAUUUUGGCGUUGCCGCUACGAGAUCGGACAGAUGCUAUCUCGUGCUUCAUCCCUUCGCCAAUUGCGUGUGAUUGAUCUUUUCGAGGGCGUGGAACGUAAUCACGACUUUGAGACCGACUGGCCUGGGAGCGUUCUCUUCCCGACCAGCCUAUUCAGGGACCCCGCGCCCUCCCUCGAUCUCCUGUGGAUCAUACAAACGUCAAAUUGGCGCGUCAAUCACCUGCGCCAGUUCUGUACUGCCGUUGCCCGAAGUUUGGCCGACGCGAUAGAUGCCAGUCGUCUGCACCAUCGACACGAAGAUGCCAACGUCGCGAAGCGGGCCAUUACACUACUUCGCUUGGACUUCGUUCACCAGUAUGACACUUCCUGGACCCCGGACGAGGAAGAUUCUACGAUUUUCUUCGAGAAGUUGGCGGAGAGUGUCGAAGUACAUUUCUUGUAG
Molecule: messenger RNA, 1785 nt
Organism: Peniophora sp. CBMAI 1063
Lineage: Eukaryota; Fungi; Basidiomycota; Agaricomycetes; Russulales; Peniophoraceae
Source: the annotation of a GenBank genome assembly